AUGAGCAGCUCUUCUCCCUUCUCCAGGUCGCUGCGGAAGCCUGUUGCUGCCCUAUGGGGCUGCCAGCUGAGCACGGGCAGCCGGAGCUACGUGGUGAAGGAGGAGGACAACUUCUUGGAGCACCUGGUGCUGCUGAGAACGAUCUGCCUGGGGGCUGAUGCCGGGGACGAGCUGCACGUGGUGGCCGUUGAUUCGAAAAACGCCUACGGAGACCACAAGCCGGUGCCCAUCGCGGCGCUGCGGCCCUCGGUGCUCCCCAUGGUCAACCUCAAAGGUGUGGAGCUGGUCCCUCCCAUCACCUUCGUACUCAAGUGCGGAGCGGGGCCGGUCUAUCUCAGCGGGCAGCACAUCAUCCUGGAAGACGAUGCCGAGUCCGAAGCCUAG
This is a messenger RNA of Chroicocephalus ridibundus (black-headed gull), 384 nucleotides long. RefSeq names its product nucleoplasmin-like. Gene Ontology annotation, biological process: positive regulation of DNA replication; chromatin remodeling. Lineage: Eukaryota; Metazoa; Chordata; Aves; Charadriiformes; Laridae. The transcript is spliced from 5 exons. Gene Ontology annotation, molecular function: histone binding; RNA binding; chromatin binding. The record is from RefSeq and is a predicted model, not a curated record. Gene Ontology annotation, cellular component: nucleolus; nucleoplasm; cytoplasm. The coding region runs from base 1 to 384 and encodes 127 amino acids.